Molecule: messenger RNA, 2136 nt
Organism: Drosophila subobscura
Lineage: Eukaryota; Metazoa; Arthropoda; Insecta; Diptera; Drosophilidae
Gene: IntS9
Product: integrator complex subunit 9
Exons: 3
Coding region: 113-2083 (656 amino acids)
Biological process (GO): snRNA processing
Cellular component (GO): integrator complex
Source: RefSeq, a predicted model, not a curated record
UUAGAACCAGUCGGCAUUUUGAGUUGCUUUCCAUCCCUGGCAAAAAGUAUAAACAAUAAAGAUCCACGGUUUAAUCGGAUUCCCCAGUCAUUGCGACCAGCGCUACCUAACUAUGCGUUUGUAUUGCCUGAGCGGCGACCUGGCCAAGCCAUGCUACAUCAUCACCUUCAAGGGGCUCCGCAUAAUGCUGGACUGCGGCCUGACCGAGCAGACAGUGCUGAACUUCCUGCCGCUGCCAUUUGUCCAGAGCCAGAAGUGGUCCAGCCUGCCCAACUUCAUUCCCGGCCGCGACCAUGACCCACAGCUGGAUGGCGAGCUAAAGGAAUGCUGCGGCCGCGUGUUCGUGGACUCCACCCCCGAGUUCAACCUGCCCAUGGACAAAAUGCUCGACUUCAGCGAAGUGGACGUGAUACUUAUCUCAAAUUAUCUAAAUAUGCUGGCUCUGCCGUACAUCACGGAGAACACUGGGUUCAAGGGCAAAGUCUACGCCACGGAGCCAACGCUGCAGAUUGGACGAUUUUUUCUAGAGGAACUCGUCGACUACAUUGAAGUGUCGCCCAAGGCGUGCACGGCGCGUCUGUGGAAGGAGAAGCUGCACCUGCUGCCGAGUCCGCUGUGCGAGGCAUUUCGGGCCAAGAAGUGGCGCACAAUUUUUAGCCUGAAAGAUGUGCAGGGCAGCCUCCUGAAGGUGACCAUAAUGGGCUACGACGAGAAGCUGGACAUACUGGGCGCCUUUAUAGCCACGCCAGUCAGCUCGGGCUACUGUCUGGGAUCGAGCAACUGGGUGUUGAGCACAGCUCAUGAGAAAAUAUGCUACGUUAGCGGGUCCUCAACAUUGACGACUCAUCCGCGGCCCAUCAAUCAGUCGGCCCUGAAGCACGCCGAUGUUCUGAUUAUGACGGGACUGACGCAGGCACCCACAGUCAACCCGGACACCAAACUGGGCGAACUUUGCAUGAAUGUGGCGCUAACGAUAAGAAACAAUGGCUCCGCCCUCAUACCCUGCUAUCCGUCGGGCGUGGUGUACGAUCUGUUCGAGUGUCUCACACAGAAUCUGGAGAACGCUGGCCUCAACAAUGUGCCCAUGUUCUUCAUAUCCCCCGUGGCGGACAGCUCGCUGGCCUAUUCGAACAUCCUGGCCGAGUGGCUGAGCUCUGCCAAGCAGAACAAGGUCUAUCUGCCAGAUGAUCCCUUCCCACACGCAUUCUACCUCCGCAACAACAAACUGAAGCACUACAAUCACGUGUUCUCUGAGGGAUUUAGCAAGGAUUUUAGACAGCCCUGCGUGGUCUUCUGUGGUCAUCCGAGCCUGCGCUUUGGCGAUGCCGUGCACUUCAUUGAAAUGUGGGGCAACAAUCCCAAUAACUCCAUUAUAUUCACGGAGCCCGACUUCCCCUAUCUGCAAGUAUUAGCGCCGUUCCAGCCCCUGGCCAUGAAGGCCUUCUACUGCCCCAUCGACACGUCUCUGAACUACCAGCAGGCCAACAAGUUGAUCAAGGAGCUGAAACCGAAUGUGUUGGUCAUUCCAGAGGCCUACACCAAGCCGCAUCCUUCGGCGCCGAAUCUGUUCAUCGAGCAGCCGGACAAGAAGAUUAUAACCUUCAAGUGUGGCGAGAUUUUGAGGCUGCCACUGAAGCGGAAGCUGGACCGCAUCUACCUCACCUCGGAGGUGGCCCAGAAGAUAUUGCCACGUGAGGUGGCCGCCGGAGUGACGUUCUCCACGCUCACGGGAGUGCUGCAGGUCAAGGAUAAAGUGCACUGCAUACAGCCAUGUGCGGACAUUGUCAAAGAAGAGCCCAGCAGCAGUGGAGGUGCGGCAGCCCCCACUAAAGAGGAUGUGCUGCAGAAAGUUAAGUAUGAGUACGGCAGCAUCGAUGUGGAGGCUGUGAUGAAGCGCCUGACGCAGGAUGGCUUCACCAACAUCAAGAUGGAUCGCACAGACGGAGCGUUAAGCAUACAACUUGUCAACGAGGACACCACCAUCAAGUUCGAGGACAACGAAACGCACAUUAUCUGCGGAGGAAGGCCAACAACGCGCCUCAAGCUGCGCGACACCAUCAUGAAAUGCUUACAAAGUUUUUAACCAUAAACCACAUCAACAUCUACUCUUCCACCAAUAUUAACAACAAGAUUGAA